Molecule: messenger RNA, 2299 nt
Organism: Miniopterus natalensis
Lineage: Eukaryota; Metazoa; Chordata; Mammalia; Chiroptera; Miniopteridae
Gene: NDEL1
Product: nudE neurodevelopment protein 1 like 1
Biological process (GO): chromosome segregation; mitotic centrosome separation; vesicle transport along microtubule
Cellular component (GO): centrosome; kinesin complex; kinetochore
Molecular function (GO): microtubule binding
Source: RefSeq, a predicted model, not a curated record
AGCUCAGGGCUGCAGUGGGGAGCGGAGCUGAGCGGCUGGGCGGGCCUGGUGAGGCCAGCGGAGCGGAGACGUCGGUCGGGUGGCGGCGAAUAUGCGUUUUUGAUACGUUGGAGGCUUUCUUGAUCAUGGAUGGUGAAGAUAUACCAGAUUUUUCAAGUUUAAAGGAAGAAACUGCUUAUUGGAAGGAACUGUCCUUAAAGUAUAAACAAAGCUUCCAGGAAGCUCGGGAUGAGCUGGUUGAAUUUCAGGAAGGAAGCAGAGAAUUAGAAGCAGAGUUGGAGGCACAAUUAGUACAGGCUGAACAAAGAAAUAGAGACUUGCAAGCUGAUAACCAAAGACUGAAAUAUGAAGUGGAAGCAUUAAAGGAGAAACUAGAACAUCAGUAUGCACAGAGCUACAAGCAGGUCUCAGUAUUAGAAGAUGAUUUAAGUCAGACUCGGGCCAUUAAGGAGCAAUUGCAUAAGUAUGUGAGAGAGCUGGAGCAAGCCAAUGACGACCUAGAGCGAGCAAAAAGGGCAACAAUAGUUUCACUGGAAGACUUUGAACAAAGGCUAAAUCAGGCCAUUGAACGAAAUGCAUUUUUAGAAAGUGAACUUGAUGAAAAGGAAUCUUUGUUGGUCUCUGUUCAGAGGUUAAAGGAUGAAGCAAGAGAUUUAAGACAAGAACUAGCAGUUCGGGAAAGACAACAGGAAGUAACCAGAAAGUCGGCUCCCAGUUCUCCAACUCUGGACUGUGAAAAGAUGGAUUCUGCUGUCCAAGCAUCACUUUCUUUGCCAGCUACUCCUGUUGGCAAAGGAACAGAGAACAGUUUUCCUUCACCAAAAGCUAUACCAAAUGGUUUUGGUACCAGUCCACUAACUCCUUCAGCUAGGAUAUCAGCACUAAACAUUGUGGGGGAUCUCUUACGGAAAGUAGGGGCUUUAGAAUCCAAAUUAGCAGCUUGCAAGAAUUUUGCAAAGGACCAAGCAUCACGAAAAUCCUAUAUUUCAGGGAAUGUUAACUGUGGGGUGAUGAAUAGCAACGGCACAAAGUUCUCUAGAUCAGGGCAUACGUCUUUCUUCGACAAAGGGGCAGUAAACGGCUUUGACCCAGCUCCUCCUCCUCCUGGCCUGGGCUCCUCACGCCCCUCCUCGGCACCGGGUAUGCUGCCUCUCAGUGUGUGAGUUGCCCAGCCUCCAGGUGAGGGCUCCUGCCCUUCUCCAACAACCCAGGACACCCACGCCUCACCCUUCGGUGCCUGGGCCCAGCCCAUGGCUCUGUCUGCCUCCCCAGGGCUGGCAGAGAGAGGGCAGGCUGCAUGCAGUGGCGGCUGCUGGGCCCUGCCCAGCCCCAGGACUCUGCGCGAUAUCAAUACUGGCUAUUUUCUCUUCUCGCCGUAGUGCCGUUGGUUUCACAUGAUUGCACUUUUGUGGGUCACAAAGUGAUACAUACAUGUAUUACUUGGUCACUGGAUGCAGAAGUACCCAUUCAUCACAUCUGCCUCCUAGCCCUACCCUGCUGUUCUGAUAGGAUUUAGUUGUAUUUAGGACAUUGCAAAUCUUCUAGAAGUUCUCUCCCAAAUCAGGUCAAUGUGUGCCCUCCUGAGCUCCAACCCAAGCAUCUUUAGUGCUCAUGAUCAUGUGUUCAUCCCCAGCUCCACCCCACACAGUUUGGGCCUGUUGCCGGCAGUCAGUCAGGUCACUGAAUUAGGGAACAUUUUCUGCACCUUCUGAUUUUACUUUAGCAGUUAUCAUUCCAUAGACUUGCUUCCCAGAGCAGGAGCCUCUGGGGCCUGUGUACAAACAGGGCUGGGCCUCUCUGCUAUUUCCUCCUCCUUUGUGUGCCUCAGACUAGGAGUGGAGGUGGUGGCAACCUCCUUGCCAACUUUUUGGUCUUUCUGUUAAAUGACAGCUUCACAGCUUUUUUGUUUUGUCUUCUGAGGGCCUCUCCAGUUGUGUUAGGAAGGGUCGAGUGGCCUGAUUCCAGGGGCUGGCUGGUGCUAGCUCCUGGGGGCGGGGCGGGCAGACUGACCAUAAGUGGUUGUCCCUGUGCAUCCUUUGAUUACUCUCAUGCUGCAUUUACUGUUUACAUUUGUUUUAUUGUACAUAGGUUUGUAAACAUUAUUGCCUAAGAUAUUUGUAUAUAACUUGGGCUUUGUAGCUUUUAUUUAUUCAGAACUCAUACGGCAUGUUAAUGACUUAUGAUGGUGUCCUAUUCUGGGCAGCUGUAUAGGAUCAUCAUGUGGUUAAAAAAAGAGAGAAAAUACUUCCCCUCCAAAAAAUCUUUUAAUGUGGAAACAAUAAAUUUCACAAAAAAAGUA